Molecule: messenger RNA, 4015 nt
Organism: Myotis myotis
Lineage: Eukaryota; Metazoa; Chordata; Mammalia; Chiroptera; Vespertilionidae
Gene: FBXO38
Product: F-box protein 38
Exons: 22
Coding region: 195-3632 (1145 amino acids)
Biological process (GO): SCF-dependent proteasomal ubiquitin-dependent protein catabolic process; protein K48-linked ubiquitination
Cellular component (GO): cytoplasm; nucleus
Molecular function (GO): protein binding
Source: RefSeq, a predicted model, not a curated record
UGACCACAUUCCGGAAGUGCCCGAGCGGCGGCGGAAGCGGAAGUACCACGGCGGUGGGGGCCGCGGGAAGCAUCGGUCGCAAUUUUCCCUCCCUCUCGACCACAAUAACAGACGGAGGGCCGGCGUAGGUACUUUGAAUUCAAAUAACCAAGAGGGGAGAUUUGCUCUUCUAUAUUGGAGAUAACGCAGCAGCGAUGGGUCCACGAAAGAAAAGUGUUAAAAGAUGUCUCAUGAAUAAUGAGAUCCCUGAGGAAACAGUAUCAGAGGAAACAAAAGAUUAUAUGAAUCAGCUUUCACAUGAAGUGCUUUGCCAUAUUUUUAGGUACCUCCCUCUGCAGGAUAUCAUGUGUAUGGAAUGUCUUUCCCGGAAGCUAAAGGAAGCAGUGACCCUGUACCUGAGAGUUGUGAGGGUUGUGGAUCUCUGUGCUGGGCGCUGGUGGGAAUACAUGCCAAGUGGCUUCACAGAUUCCAGUUUUCUGACACUAUUGAAGAAGAUGCCAGACGUCGAACAGCUAUAUGGCCUUCACCCUAGAUACCUUGAGAGGCGGAGGGUGCGUGGCCAUGAAGCUUUUAGCAUUCCAGGUGUUCUGGAAGCUUUGCAGGCAUGCCCAAACUUAGUGGGUGUGGAGACUUCUCAUUUGGAAUUGGUAGAAUCCAUUUGGACGUAUAUGCCUCAUGUUCAUAUUUUGGGGAAGUUUCGGAAUCGUAAUGGAGCAUUUCCAAUUCCUCCUGAAAAUAAACUGAAAAUUCCUAUAGGAGCAAAAAUUCAAACUUUGCAUUUAGUUGGGGUGAAUGUUCCUGAAAUUCCUUGUAUCCCAAUGUUAAGGCACCUUUAUAUGAAGUGGGUAAGACUCACUAAGCCACAGCCAUUCAAAGACUUUCUUUGCAUCAGCUUGCGAACUUUCGUCAUGAGGAACUGUGCAGGUCCCACAAACUCCUUGAAAUAUGUCCCUUUAGUAACAGGCCUGGCCUCUGCCCGAAACUUGGAACACUUAGAAAUGGUUCGAGUUCCUUUCCUUGGAGGUCUUAUCCAACAUGUAGUUGAAGACAGUUGGAGAUCAGGUGGUUUUAGAAAUUUGCACACCAUUGUUUUGGGAGCUUGCAAAAAUGCUCUUGAAGUAGACCUUGGUUACCUCAUUAUCACUGCUGCUCGUAGGUUACAUGAAGUUCGUAUCCAGCCUUCCCUAACCAAAGAUGGCGUCUUUUCUGCCCUAAAAAUGGCAGAGUUGGAGUUCCCCCAGUUUGAAACUCUUCAUCUGGGAUAUGUAGAUGAGUUUUUGCUGCAGAGCAGAAUGGCUAAUGCAGAUCUGGUGAAGUACGGUCUGGCCGAUGUGGUAGAAAAUCCUGGUAUUAUCACUGAUAUAGGGAUGAAGGCAGUCAACGAAGUUUUUUCCUGUAUCAAAUAUCUGGCAAUUUAUAAUUGCCCCCAUCUACAUAAUCCAUACAAUUGGAUCUCAGAUCACUCAAGAUGGACACGAUUGGUUGAUAUCAACUUAGUGCGGUGCCAUGCUUUGAAGCUGGACUCCUUCGGCCAGUUUAUUGAAUUAUUGCCCAGCCUGGAGUUUAUUUCACUGGACCAGAUGUUUCGUGAACCACCCAAAGGCUGUGCUCGAGUUGGUCUAAGUGCAGGCACUGGAAUUGGGGUGUCCUCAGCCCUUGUCAGCAACCAGAACUCUAACAACGACAAUGAUAACAAUGCCCAGAAUAAUGCCAACAUCCAUGACAACAAUCAUCAUCCAGAUGACUCAGAUGAGGAGAAUGACUUCCGGCAGGAUCUACAACCAGGAGAGCAGCAGUUUGCAGCCGACGCAUUGAAUGAGAUGGAAGACAUGGUGCAAGAAGAUGGAGAGAUGAUGGCUGAGAGUGGACAUGAGACUCCAGCUCACAGUCAGGCAGUUCUUCCUGUGGAUGUUGAUGAGGAACAAGCAGGACCCAGUGGGCUUCAGCGUGUAGUAAAACCAACCCCAAUUACUGUUCAUGAUUCAGAGAGUGAUGAUGAGGAAGAUAGUCUAGAGCUCCAAGAAGUCUGGAUUCCUAAGAAUGGUACUCGGCGUUACUCUGAGCGGGAAGAAAAAAAGAGAGAGUCAGAGCAGUCCAGGGAAUUGUCAGUAAGUGGAAAAGGCAAGACUCCACUUCGAAAGAGGUACAACUCCCAUCAGAUGGGCCAAUCGAAGCAGUUUCCCCUCGAGGAAAGCAGCUGUGAGAAAGGCUGUCAGGUCACCAGUGAGCAGAUCAAAGCCGAUAUGAAAGCAGCUAGGGAUAUUCCUGAAAAGAAAAAAAACAAGGAUGUGUAUCCCAGCUGCAGCAGCACCACCGCCAGCACAGUGGGAAACUCCAGCUCACUCAGCACUGCUUCUCAAAGCCCUGACUGUGUAAGGACGGUGAACAGCAGCGGCUCUUCCGAGCCUAGCCCUACAGAAGUGGAUGUGUCCAGGCAGUGUGUCUGCUCCCCCGCUGGGUCAGAGGACUCUGAGGCCAUGGAGGAGGGAGAUGCAGAGAGUUCUGUCUGCCCCAGAUGCUGCUGUCACAGGCCCCAGGAAUCCCAAAGGAGAACUAGCAGGUGUUCUGAUGAGGAACGUCCUUCAACCAGCCGAGCCUGUGUUGUGAAUGGCCCGGAUGGUACGAGAUCCGCCUUUUCCUUUAGGACUCUGCCACAAGGGGGGUCUUCAGGCCCAGCACAUGAUGAGAGGACUAAUGGGAGUGGCUCUGGGGCUACAGAGGUUGCUAAAACAAAGCCACGGCAUACUAUGAAGCGGAAGCGGACAGCAGAUAAGUCUACCAGUACCAGUGAUCCUGUGAUUGAGGAUGACCAUGUGCAGGUCCUUGUGUUAAAGUCCAAAAAUCUUGUUGGAGUCACUAUGACCAACUGUGGAAUCACAGAUCUGGUGCUAAAAGACUGUCCCAAGAUGAUGUUCAUCCAUGCUACCAGGUGCAGGGUACUGAAGCAUUUAAAAGUAGAAAAUGCACCACUUGUAAACCGAUUUGACUAUGCACAAUGCAAGAAACUGAACAUGGAUCAGGUAUUAGACCAGAUACUACGGAUUCCUCCUGAGAGAAACCGCAUCAUAUACCUACGCCCAAUGCAGCAGGUGGACACGCUGACGUUGGAGCAGAAGCUGUUCAGUGGCCCCUACCCCUACCACAUCUGUAUCAUCCAUGAGUUCAGUAACCCUCCCAAUGUGCGGAACAAGGUGCGCAUUCGCAGCUGGAUGGACACCAUAGCAAACAUCAAUCAAGAGCUCAUUAAGUAUGAAUUCUUCCCCGAAGCCACACGAACUGAAGAUGACUUGAAGAAGUACCCCAAGUACCCCUGGGGCCGAGACAUCUAUACUUUAGAAGGGGUUGUGGAUGGCGCUCCGUAUUCCAUGAUUUCUGACUUCCCCUGGUUGAGAUCACUACGGGCAGCAGAACCCAACAGCUUCGCCAGAUAUGAUUUCGAAGAUGAUGAAGAAAGCACCAUCUAUGCUCCUCGAAGGAAAGGGCAGCUGUCAGCAGACAUCUGUAUGGAGACAAUCGGAGAAGAAAUUUCAGAGAUGCGUCAGAUGAAGAAGGGGGUGUUUCAGCGAGUGGUGGCAAUUUUUAUCCACUACUGUGAUGUCAAUGGAGAGCCGGUUGAAGAUGACUACAUUUGACUGGUCCCUCCUAUUUCCCUGCUGUUUUGGCAGAGCCAGGGGCCGUACAGCUGCCAGAGAGGCCCUGGGGACUCGGGACUGCGGCUCAGUGUGUUACAGGAAAUGUAUAAGGAGCACUGAAGUUGUAUACAAAGAUUUGUACAUAAGGAGCUAUACAAAGACACUUCCCGAGUACCAACUGUAUAUCAUAUGUUUAUACAGUUUAAUUUAAAAGUUCAUUUUAAUGAAGGCAGAUCAUUGGAAGGAGUUCAUUUUCUUGACUUAGUUUAUAAAGUCACUGGCUGAGCCUCCAUUUACUAUAUUCUUCAUAAUCAUUGUCACCCCCUUAAAUCUGUGCCUUUUCUUCUCGAGCGAAGCAGUUUGAGUAAAUCUGUUGAAGAGUC